CUAAGCGUGGUUCCCAUGAGUGCCGCCGUGCCCUCCAACACCUUAUUCAGUGCCAACCAAGUGUUUUCAAAAAGUGGCUGUGGCCAGGGUACAGUCAAGAUGACCCGCUUUGCCAGCCUGCUCUUUUGCCUUCUCGGCAGCCUCCUUUCCAGCUCCUGGGCAGAAGUUUCACAAGCCCAAACAGAGCCCAAGUCUCGCUGUCCCGCAGGCGCUUACUCCUUCAAUGAUGGCCGGGGGUGGUUUUGCUACGAGUUCUAUGAGCAUCUGAUGCUCUUUGAGGAUGCCGAGGCCGUAUGUCAGAACAGGAACGGCGGUCACCUGGCCUCCAUCACGAGCGACACUCAGAUGAGGGAGGUUGGUGGUUACGUGUCUCAGGCAAACCGGGCCAGGAGUGAGGUGUGGAUUGGCCUGCGCCGGAGCCAGAACUCAGACAUGUACCGUGGCUGGCGGUGGACGGAUGGAUCCCAGUUCUCGUACACCAACUGGCUCGGUGGAACCCCCAACAAUAUUGGCGGGCGGCAGAACUGCGUUGUCCUCACCCCUGGAUCAGGGUUUAAGAACUGGGACGAUGCCACCUGCAGCUACGGGAGAACUUUUCUCUGCAAGUGGAGAGCAUCUUAGUCCAGGCGCUCUGGGUAUGCAGGGGAAACUCAGCGCCUACUUGGAAGCAAGUGACACCUGCAAGAGUUCCCUCCUGCACCUUCUGGACAGAGACCUUUCCCCACCUGCACCGUCUCUUCACCAGGGGCCGCCUUGGUCUCCACCUCAGGCAUGCCGAUCCCUUCAGCUCUGCCUGAACGUCACGGGGCUUCCCUUUCCUGCCCUUCUUUGCUUGCCAAUAAAGGUUGCCAGAAGCCUCUGG
Molecule: messenger RNA, 862 nt
Organism: Eublepharis macularius
Lineage: Eukaryota; Metazoa; Chordata; Lepidosauria; Squamata; Eublepharidae
Product: lithostathine-like
Exons: 6
Coding region: 16-621 (201 amino acids)
Molecular function (GO): signaling receptor activity
Source: RefSeq, a predicted model, not a curated record